Molecule: messenger RNA, 2222 nt
Organism: Erigeron canadensis
Lineage: Eukaryota; Viridiplantae; Streptophyta; Magnoliopsida; Asterales; Asteraceae
Exons: 12
Coding region: 1-2016 (671 amino acids)
Source: RefSeq, a predicted model, not a curated record
AUGGUGAUGCUGUGCUUUCUGUUAGACUUACGAACCUUACCGCCAUCAUUACUUCGAGAUCUAAGACAGUCGUUACUUCAGUUAGCCAAUUUCUACGCGAUUUCAAACCCUAGCGGUUACAAAUCGAUCUCAAAACCGAAACCGAAUUCGAAAUCACUCAUCGAUAAGAUCGGACUUUGCUACGUGUUUAGGAAUAGAGUUUCCGGUUCCACCGAGAUGAAGGUGGCAUAUAGGCCGAGUGGAAGUUUCAGUCUUCGUGAUUUUCAUCAUGCGGUUAACAACUUGCCUAUUGAUGCUUUCUUGCCAGAACUCAACAAUAAUGUAGCUGUGCCUUUUUCUGAUGUCCACCUUCCAAGUGUCCUUAGCGAUAAAGUUCUAUACUCAUGGGGAGGUGACAACACAGAUGUUGGACGAAAAGUUAUUGUUAUUAGUGCAUGUCUACUUGAAAACCUAGACUCUGUGACGAAGAAGACCUUGAUAGAUGCAGCAGACAAAUGUGUUUCAGUGGAGUUUGUAUUAUUGGAGCAAGUGUCAACUGGUCUUGGUGAUCUUUCCGAAGGCAUGAAUAACUUUGUCAACAACAUAAGCGAUCUUGAGAAUUGUUCGUUACGUAAACGUCUUCCAGUGCUUUUACAUUACGCUUUUGCAGAGGCAACGGUGUUGUGUGGGCUGGUGAAAGAAUGGCUGCAGGACUUGAGGAACGAAUCAGAACAACUGCAGGCUCGUCUCAAUUUUAAGAAAAAUGUUUUUGGCUCAUUAAACCAAAUAUGCUGCAAUCUGUUUUCAUCUUUCAAUCACAUCAUUGAUGAGUUUGAGCCAUGCCAGGUAUGUAGAUGUCAUGGCUAUCCCUUGAGUGAUGAACAUGGAAAUAAAAUGAAGUUGACCUGCUGUCCAUUCACUGGCAAUGAGCUUGGUACACUUGACUUGAUUGCAAAUUCUAUGAAGGUUGGCGAGCAAACAGUACUGCUUAUGCCAUCCUUUCACUUUUAUACGAAGUUGCAGCACGUGACCGAACCUAUUGACUUUAGCAUCAUUGACAGAACCAACUUAGGGUCCUUAAGCGAAGGGUUGAUUGUGGGGACCCCCUUUGUUGUUGUGCCGUCUACUUCCAACGAAUUGGAUGACACUGACCAGGCAGAGUUAAACAACCAAGUCUUCCAAGGGAUUUGCAGUACUCUACAUUCUCUUGAUCAGGGGUUUGUUUGCUCAUCCAAAUGUAAUAUAGAGACUAUGAGGGAGACAACAUUCAAGUGUUAUUACAUACUUCUGCCUUCAGAAAAUGGAGCAAUGCUGCUUAGGAGACUUGCAGGAUCAGAAGAAGUGAUACCUGUCCCUGAUGUUAGCCAAUCAUUUGAGCCUACAGAAGCUAAGGAUAUUAGAGCUUCAGUAAAAGCCUCUUUGCUUGAGAUUGAAGUAUGCGAUUACAAUCCCAUCCUGCAUGAAAGGGGAUUCCAUCAAAAGCUAAAUGUGCUUGUGAAAGAAAGCUUGCAUUUUGGGUCAUUACCUGCCAAAUCAGAAGAGUUACCUCCUGAAUCAACUUCAACUCAAGGAGAGUCAUUAAUUAAAUCUGGACCUUCAAAGCAAGCAAUGGAUAUAAUAAGCGUUGAAGAGGAAAUCCCAAAGUCAGAUUUGAAAUCUGAACGAGAUAAAAUCACUGCACGCAUUACAGAAGAAUGGGAGCAACUAAUUGUUAAUGAAAUUCCAAAUAUCAGCUCUCCCAGUUGUGUUUCUAAACCCACAUUGGAUCAUUUGGCCCAUAAACCGCUUGAGAGUACUAAACCAUUGGACGAGAAGACUUCAAGGAUAUUAGAGAGACUAGAAGUACCAAGAAAGCUAAAAGCUAAAUUAGCUUCACCAGUAGCUAUUUCAAGUAGUGCUGCCACCAUUGAUGCAUGCAUUCUGACAAAGAAGCCUCUCAUUCCAUUUCAGCCGACUCAAACCUCAGAUACAGGAACAGUUGCAAGCCAGCCAAUGAAACCCAACUUCCAAAGGCUAAAAAGGAAACAUAGAGUGUAGAUUGGUUCCACAAGCUGAGAGUUAUGAGAUCUGUUUGCUGUCUUUUUUGCAGGUAAGCCUUCUUUUACAUAUCAUAGUAUGUUUGAUUCUUGCAUGCACUACUUGAUUGAGAUUGAUUUUGCGACAUGUCUCUGGAAUGCUGUUGAAACUGAUUAUAAAUGAUAAGAACUUACAGUCCUGCAUGUCUAAAUCCACAUCUGCUAUGU